UUGUUUUUUUUUUUAGCCGCAGGGUUCAUCGCAUUGGAAAGUUCAUGUCGGAAUGUUCGUUGUGUUUUGGUUAUCGAUUGUGGAUUCUCGUCGGUUACUGUUGCUCCAUUUCUUGAUGGAAAGGCAGUGCAGCAAGGAAUAGUACGUAUUGAUGUGGGUGGGAAAGUGUUGACGAACCAGUUAAAGGAAUGGAUAAGCUAUCGCGAUCUGAAUGUUAUGGAAGAAACGUAUCGUGAUGAACGCAAUACUAUUCGUCGAGAAUACGUAUUGCCCGACUUUUGUCGUGUAUUUCGAGGAUACUUGAGGGAUCCUUCUAAAGCAGGGAAAUCAGUACCGUCGGAAGAUUCACCUCAAGCUAUCAAUUUGAACAGAGAACGCUUUGCCUUGCCUGAAAUUAUGUUUCACCCAUCAGACAUCGGCCUGAAUCAAAUGGGAGUAGUUGAAGCCGUUGUGGAGUCAUUGUCACGGUGUCCGGUGAAUCUACGUGCUGCUCUUGUGCAGAACAUUUCUCUUGUCGGAGGCUGUACUUUAUUUCCUGGUUUUCGAGAACGAUUCAUAUCGGAAUUGCGCUCUUGUUUGGAUGUGGAUUGGUGUGUUGCACUGGCGGACGUUACGAAUCCAAUAACUCACGCCUGGUCUUGUGCAUCGGCAGCUUUUACGGGAGAUAUGGUCGACGAGGAUAAACUCUUCGUAUCCCGAGAUGAAUGGAAUGAGCACGGAGAGGAAAUUCUUCAUAAGAAGUUUCUCAAUUUUUUGACUUUCGAGUCAGAAGAGAAUGACGGUGCUUCUGAUGAAGCUAAUGAGUGA
Angiostrongylus costaricensis is the source of this 807-nucleotide messenger RNA. NCBI's taxonomy places the organism in Eukaryota, Metazoa, Nematoda, Chromadorea, Rhabditida, Metastrongylidae. The record is from the annotation of a GenBank genome assembly.